AUGAAGGAUAUCUCUAAGUGUUUCCUGAUGGGCAGGACACUUAGAGAGAUGCAUAUAUAUAGAAGGCUCCCUCCUAGAUCCGAAAUACACAACACAGCUAAACAGAAAUUCACCCAUCAGAGUUAUAGCUAUAAGGAUCGGAUUCUCAGGAGAAGAACUUCUAUACCUUGCGCUGCAAAUCUGUUCCAGCAUCAUCCAAUCUGCGCCAGCACCAUGUCAGACUCAGUCAAUCAUAACUCCAUUCGAACUCUCACUGGCUCAAAUUAUAAGAAAUGGAGAGAAGAUGUGGAAAUUGCUCUUGGACUUCUGGAUUAUGAGAUGGUUCUUACUGAUGAAGCUCUAUCAGUACCUGCGAAUGAUGCAUCUGCUGAGACUAAGGCUAAAUAUGCAAAGUGGAUUAAGGCCAACAAAAUGGCAAUUCUGAUCAUGAGGAGGUCUAUUUCAGAAGAGGUCAGAGGCAGUAUUAUUGAAACUGAGAGUGCUAAGCUAUUCAUGGAAGCUAUUGCAGAAAACUUCCAAGGCUCCAAGAAAGCUGAAAUUGGCACACUCAUGAGCCAGCUGACAGAUAUGAAAUACAAUGGAGAAGGCUGCAUAAGAACUCAUAUUCUGAACAUGGUUGAGAUAGGAAACAAGUUGAAGGCUCUAAAAGUCAAUGUGGAUGAAACCAUGAUGGAAGAACAAAGUAUAAGAAAGGACAAAGGCAAAGAUCAAGUGUGUUUUGUGCAGGAUACUAAGUUUAAACAAAAGGAAUGGACCAAAAACAAGAACACAGAUAAGCAGCAAAAGAAAGAUGAGUCUGUAAAGGGCACGGGUCCAGUAGGUUUGAAGUGUUUCUUCUGCAAGAAAUUUGGACAUUUAAAUAGAGAUUGCAGAAGAUACAAGCGCUGGUUGGACAAACAAAAGGGAAAAGGUAAGCAUCAAAUUUCCAAAACUAAAGAGGCUUAA
Prunus dulcis (almond) is the source of this 945-nucleotide messenger RNA. RefSeq lists its product as uncharacterized. Lineage: Eukaryota; Viridiplantae; Streptophyta; Magnoliopsida; Rosales; Rosaceae. The record is from RefSeq and is a predicted model, not a curated record. Gene Ontology annotation, molecular function: nucleic acid binding; zinc ion binding. The transcript has 3 exons. Bases 1 to 945 code for a protein of 314 amino acids.